Messenger RNA from Letharia columbiana, 1395 nucleotides. RefSeq lists its product as uncharacterized. Gene Ontology annotation, cellular component: mitochondrion; cytoplasm. NCBI's taxonomy places the organism in Eukaryota, Fungi, Ascomycota, Lecanoromycetes, Lecanorales, Parmeliaceae. Gene Ontology annotation, molecular function: lipoic acid binding; acetyltransferase activity. The record is from RefSeq and is a predicted model, not a curated record. The transcript is spliced from 4 exons. Bases 1 to 1395 code for a protein of 464 amino acids.
AUGACAAUCGCGCUGCUACAAUUCAGACAAUGCCUUUUCCGGAUGAGUCGAAAUGGUACUCUUCUCCACCGCACCUUUCACGCUUCUUUGCCGCAGGCUAUAGUGCGGCCAUUCUUGCUCUCUGAUAUCGGCGAAGGCAUCAAAGAAGUACAGAUCAUACAAUGGUUCGUCGAGCCAGGGGCACGCGUCGAGCAAUUUGACAAGAUCUGCGAGGUCCAGUCUGAUAAAGCUACUACAGAGAUAACAUCCAGGUUUGACGGAGUGAUUAAAAAGUUGCACUACGAAGCCGAGGAUGUCGCGCAGGUGGGCAAGCCACUCUGCGACAUCGACGUUCAAAGCGACAUCUCGCCCGAAGAUGAGGCCAUCUUGGCCCCUCCAGCUGAGCAAGCAGGAUCUCCGUCAGACCCACAGCAGCCGCAGAAAGCUCCAGAGCUGCGGCUUGAGACGCCCGUGGAAGCAAAAGACCAAGCUCCCGUGGAGAAAAGUGCAGCACUCGCCACACCUGCUGUUCGAGGUCUUCUUAAAGAACUAAACGUGAAUAUAGCAAAUGUCACAGGUACCGGCAAAGACGGACGCGUAACCAAAGAUGAUGUCCACAAGCUUGUAGCAGCUCAAAAAACAGGGACUACCCAAUCGAUCCAACCACAGAAUACGCGAGAAUCAUCUAAUCCAGAUCCAGCCCAAGUGGAAAAUCCGAUUUCGCUCACACCCGUCCAGACCCAAAUGUUCAAGACGAUGACAAGGUCUCUCAGCAUCCCCCAUUUCCUCUAUGCUGAUGAGAUUGAUGUGACUGCGCUGUCCACACUCCGUCAGCGCUUAAAUAACAAGCCAUCGAGUGCUCGAAGGCUUUCGUACCUGCACUUUGUAAUCAAAGCGGUGUCUUUGGCUUUGGAGGAAUUCCCUCUCCUAAACGCUCGAGUUGAUACAGGAACUGGAGAGAAUACACCGAAGCUUGUGAUGCGCGAGAAGCAUAACAUUGGAGUGGCCAUGGACACUCCUCAAGGGCUCCUGGUACCGAACAUAAAGGAUGUUUCCGCGAGAUCGAUUUUGGACAUUGCGUUAGAAGUCUCCCGGCUCCAAGCGCUCGCGAAGCAUGGAAAACUCUCUGUCACCGAUCUGACAGGCGGUACCGUCACAGUGAGCAACGUUGGUAGCAUAGGCGGCACAUAUGUGGCUCCAGUCCUUGUUCAAAGCGAGGUUGCUAUCUUGGGCAUUGGAAAAGCCAGGAUAGUUCCAGCAUUCGACGACCAAGACCAUGUGGUCAAGAAAGAGAUUAUGAAUUUUAGCUGGAGCGCUGAUCAUCGCGUCGUGGACGGUGCAACAAUGGCAAGAAUGGCCGAGCGAGUCAGAGUCUUCGUCGAAGAACCAGCGCUGAUGAUGACGAGGCUCAGAUGA